UUGUAUUUGAUGUGACAUAUCUAUUUUGAAUGCUGCUAAUGUUCUGUCGUUCAAUAUUUUUUAUCUAGGUAAAACCAAGUCAAAUGGAUGAAAACCAAACAGAAAGGGUGAAAGAAUUUGCUCUGGCAGGAUUCUCAGAAAAUUCAUCUAUUGAGGCAGGGCUAUUUUUAUUAUUUCUUUUCUUUUAUGUGUCCACAUGGGUAGGCAAUGUCCUCAUCAUGGUGACAGUGGCCUCUGAUAACUACCUAAAUUCAUCGCCUAUGUACUUCCUUCUUGGUAACCUCUCAUUCCUUGAUCUGUGUUAUUCAACAGUAACAACCCCUAAGCUUCUGGCUGACUUCCUUGAUAACAAAAAGCUCAUUCCCUACAACCAGUGCAUUGUGCAACUCUUCUUCCUGCAUUUUGUAGGGGCAGCUGAAAUGUUCCUGCUCACAGUGAUGGCUUAUGAUCGCUAUGUAGCAAUCUGUCGCCCUCUGCACUAUACUACUGUCAUGAGUCGAGGUUUAUGCUGCGUGUUAGUGGCUGCCUCAUGGAUGGGAGGAUUUGUGCACUCCACUGUCCAGACCAUCCUCACCAUCCGUUUGCCCUUUUGUGGGCCAAACCAGGUGGAUAACUUCUUCUGUGAUGUCCCCCCUGUCAUCAAACUUGCAUGUGCAGACACCUUUGUCAUUGAACUUCUCAUGGUAUCUAACAGUGGAUUGAUAUCAACCAGCUCCUUUGUGGUGCUGAUUUGUUCCUACACCACUAUCCUGGUUAAGAUUCGCUCCAAGGAAGGAAGGAGAAAAGCUCUCUCCACCUGUGCAUCCCACCUCAUGGUGGUAACACUCUUUUUUGGACCCUGUAUUUUCAUCUAUGCCCGCCCUUUCUCCACUUUCUCCUUGGACAAGAUGAUAUCUGUACUCUACAAUGUCAUUACCCCCAUGCUAAACCCCCUCAUCUACACACUUCGGAACAAAGAGGUCAAGUCCGCCAUGCGAAAGCUAUGGGAUAGGAAUAGACUUUGGAAAAAAUAGGAGACAUGAGACACUGAAGUGAGUUUUUGAU
Molecule: messenger RNA, 1044 nt
Organism: Marmota flaviventris (yellow-bellied marmot)
Lineage: Eukaryota; Metazoa; Chordata; Mammalia; Rodentia; Sciuridae
Product: olfactory receptor 4Q2
Biological process (GO): G protein-coupled receptor signaling pathway
Cellular component (GO): membrane
Molecular function (GO): olfactory receptor activity; G protein-coupled receptor activity
Source: RefSeq, a predicted model, not a curated record